Messenger RNA from Aspergillus luchuensis, 315 nucleotides. RefSeq lists its product as uncharacterized. The transcript is spliced from 2 exons. The coding region runs from base 1 to 315 and encodes 104 amino acids. NCBI's taxonomy places the organism in Eukaryota, Fungi, Ascomycota, Eurotiomycetes, Eurotiales, Aspergillaceae. The record is from RefSeq and is a predicted model, not a curated record.
AUGAGAACCUUCACAGUCACCGGUGGAAGUAGCAUUCACCAUGAACUCAAAUCACAACUUUACAUGACAAAAUCGAUGAGUGAGAUAUCAGCUCCACAAUGGGGCACCACUUCUCGCCUCCUGGGGGGAGCAGCCCGAGUGGUCAAUGCACAAGCUUCCAGAACAUUGUUGAAGAAAUACAUCAUGAAGGACAGGCCGGCCCCUUCUGAAGAUAUGGAUCUACUAUUGAACCAAGAUCCACCUUAUAGUGGGCUAGUUUAUUGUCCGCAAAUGAUCGACCUCCCGCGUGUUCCCCCGAUGCUCGGCCACGCGUAG